This is a messenger RNA of Synchiropus splendidus (mandarinfish), 1796 nucleotides long. RefSeq names its product cytochrome P450 20A1 (gene cyp20a1). Gene Ontology annotation, cellular component: membrane. Bases 247 to 1635 code for a protein of 462 amino acids. Gene Ontology annotation, molecular function: monooxygenase activity; oxidoreductase activity, acting on paired donors, with incorporation or reduction of molecular oxygen; heme binding. The transcript has 13 exons. The record is from RefSeq and is a predicted model, not a curated record. NCBI's taxonomy places the organism in Eukaryota, Metazoa, Chordata, Actinopteri, Syngnathiformes, Callionymidae.
UAAAUUUAAAAUAUAUUUUGGUAUUUCCCUUUACGUUCCAACCAUAGACAUUUACGGUUCAACCAGCAUGUCGAUGACAUCUUGGUGUGAUUACUUCGUCCUCGAACCAGGCGAACUAAUCGAGCACCGACAUCCUACCUUCCUAUGUUGACGUGGUAACGGUGCGCUCUGCACUCUGUAUUGUUUGAAAUCCUCUCAUGUAAAUGACCAAGAGUGAGUGCCGUUGGCUAAAGUAAGACAGUCGUUAUGCUUGACUUUGCCAUUUUUGCCGUAACGUUUGUGAUCAUUUUGGUCGGCGCUGUUCUUUAUCUGUACCCGUCGUCGAGAAGAGCGUCUGGCAUCCCAGGUCCAAACCCCACGGAUGACAAGGAUGGAAACCUCCAGGACAUUGUCAACAAAGGAAGUCUGCAUGAAUUCCUGGUUGACUUGCAUCAAGAAUUUGGCUCUGUGGCCUCCUUCUGGUUUGGUGGUCGUCCUGUUGUCAGUCUGGGCUCAUUGAAGCAGCUGCAGCAACACAUCAACCCAAACCACACGACUGACUCCUUUGAAACGAUGCUGAAGUCGUUGCUAGGUUACCAGUCUGGGCUUGGAGGCGGUUCAAGUGAGGCGAUCAUGAGGAAAAAGGUCUACGAUAGUGGCAUCAACAAUACGCUGAACAACAACUUCCCUCUGGUGCUCAAGAUUGUGGACGAGCUGGUUGGAAAAUGGAAAUCUUACCCUGAAGGCCAGCACAUCCCCCUGUGUGCCCACCUCAUCGGUUUGUCGAUGAAGACAGUUACCCAGCUUGCUCUGGGUGAGCUCUUCACGGACAACAGCCGGAUCAUUGCCUUCCGAAAGAACCAUGAUGCAAUCUGGUCUGAAAUUGGUAAAGGCUACCUGGAUGGCUCCCUGGAGAAGAGCGCGACCAGAAAAGGACACUACGAGAAAGCUCUGACAGAGAUGGAGUCUGUGCUUCUGUCUCUGGCGAAGGAGAGAAAGUCUCAGAGGAAGCGUUCGGUGUUUGUGGACACGCUGCUUCAGUCAAGUCUCACAGAGCGCCAGACGAUGGAGGAUUGCAUGGUCUUCACUUUGGCUGGAUGUGUCAUCACUGCCAACUUGUGCAUCUGGGCCCUUCAUUUCCUGUCCACCUCUGAAGAAGUCCAGGACAAGCUGUGCCAGGAAAUAGAGCAGGUUUUGGGCUCUGGUCAGAUUUCUUUGGAGCAGAUCCCUAAGCUCAGAUACUGCCAGCAGAUCCUAAAUGAGACUGUUCGGACCGCAAAGCUGACCCCGGUUGCAGCUCGGCUUCAGCAAGUGGAGGGAAAAGUCGAUCAACAUGUCAUCCCUAAAGAGACGUUGGUGAUCUAUGCUCUGGGAGUGGUGCUGCAGGAUUCCGACACAUGGAGCGGUCCGAGCAGGUUUGACCCGGCUCGGUUUGAGGAAGAGUCUACCAGGCGGAAUUUUUGUCUGCUGGGCUUCUCUGGGAACCAAACUUGCCCAGAGCUCAGGUUUGCCUACACAGUAGCCACCGUCCUUCUGAGCACGCUAGCCAGACAACUGAAGGUCCAUCGGCUCAAGGGGCAGGUUCUGGAGGUCAAAUCAGAGCUUGUGUCAACGCCUAAAGAUGAAACCUGGAUCACUGUCAGCAGCAGGAAAUGAAGCCUGUUCGGAAACAUGUUUGUACCCUCUUUUUAUAAACAAACAACUCUCCAGCCAGCAAUAAGAAAAUCAGGCAUCAAUAUCUGACAAUGUAUUGAGUUGUUUGCGGCCUUUGUGGCACAAUAUAUGUAAGUCUUCAACACAAUUUCUGCAAAAAUGGA